GGGGUUUCGACCAGCCGCGCCGAGGUUCUCCAGUCUUUUACCAAGCUCAGCUCUCUCGCUCCGCUUCGGUGGGGGGGUGUCUCCAAACACCGGGUCACCAUGGCCGACGCCGAAGCGGAGACCUUGCGAAGCACCUUUCCCUCCUACAUGGCGGAGGGCGAGCGGCUCUACCUGUGCGGGGAGUUCGCCAAAGCCGCCCAGAGCUUCAGCAACGCUCUUCAGCUGCAGAGUGGAGACAAGAACUGCCUGGUUGCCCGCUCCAAGUGCUUCCUGAAGAUGGGAGACUUGGAGAAAUCCCUGAAAGAUGCUGAGGCAUCCCUGCAGAGCGACCCGACUUUCUGCAAGGGGAUUUUACAAAAGGCCGAGACGCUGUACACCAUGGGAGAUUUUGAGUUUGCCUUGGUAUUCUAUCAUCGAGGCUACAAGCUGAGGCCUGAUCGGGAAUUCAAAGUUGGCAUUCAGAAAGCCCAGGAAGCCAUCAACAACUCGGUGGGAAGUCCUUCUUCCAUUAAGCUGGAGAACAAAGGAGACCUCUCCUUCUUAAGCAAGCAGGCUGAGAGUAUGAAAGCCCAGCAGAAGCCUCAACCCAUAAAGCAACUCUUGCACAACACCAAGAGAGAAUCCAAGCGGAGGGGCUCCCUUAAGAGCGAGAAGACCGUCCGCCAGCUGCUGGGGGAGCUCUAUGUGGACAAGGAGUAUUUGGAGAAGCUCCUGUUGGAUGAAGACCUCAUCAAAGGGACCAUCAAGGGCGGCCUGACCGUGGAGGACCUUAUCAUAACAGGCAUCAACUACCUGGACAGGCGUAGCAACUUCUGGAGGCAGCAAAAGCCCAUCUAUGCCAGGGAGCGAGACCGGAAGCUGAUGCAAGAGAAAUGGCUGCGGGACCGCAAACGCAGACCCUCUGAGACUGCCCGCUACAUCCUCAAGAGCCUAGAGGACAUAGACAUGUUGCUGACCAGUGGCAGUGCUGAAGGGAGUCUUCAAAAAGCGGAGAAAGUGCUGAAGAAGGUUCUGGGCUGGGACAAGGAAGAGGUGCCCAACAAGGAUGAAUUGGUCGGCAACUUGUACAGCUGCAUAGGCAAUGCCCAGAUUGAGCUGGGGCAUAUGGCGGCGGCCCUGCAGAGCCACAGAAAGGACCUGGAGAUUGCCAAGGAGCAUGACCUUCCUGAUGCAAAAUCCAGAGCCCUUGACAACAUUGGCAGAGUUUUUGCCAGAGUUGGGAAAUUCCAGCAAGCCAUUGACACGUGGGAGGAAAAGAUUCCUCUGGCCAAAACCACCCUGGAGAAGAUCUGGCUGUUCCACGAGAUUGGCUGCUGUUACCUGGAGCUGGACGAGGCCUGGCAGGCCCAGAGUUACGGGGAGAAGUCUCAGCAGUAUGCGGAGGAGGAAGGAGACCUUGAGUGGCAGCUGAACGCCAGUGUUCUGGUGGCACAGGCACAAGUGAAGCUGAGAGACUUCGAGUCGGCUGUGAACAACUUUGAGAAGGCGCUGGAGAGAGCAAAACUGGUCCACAACAACGAGGCACAGCAGGCCAUCAUCAGUGCCUUGGAUGAUGCCAAUAAAGGUAUCAUCGAAGAACUGAAGAAAACCAACUACAGGGAGAUACUGAGGCAAAAGACAGAGAGUCAAGAGGUCACUGCACUGAUGGAGUUGCCCACGAGAGGACCAGAGAAGGAAUCACCGAGGCGAGCACGGGAAGACACCAUGAAGCAGUGGGAAAGAGACCAAACUGAGAGUGAGAAAGAGACGGAUGAUGAGGAAUUCAAGCAGAAAUUGGAAACAGAAAAAGGCAAAAGAGCCUUGGAAGAACAUGCCAGAAGUCUGUCAGACAAGGGCAGGACAGUGAUCGAAAUGGACGGGACAGAUUCUAAGGAAACACUGCAGAUGAGGCCUUCAGAAAAAUCAGACCAAAUGCAAUUUGGAGAGUUAAACAGCAAGGACUUAGGAGGCCUAGAUGUGAGAAUCCCGGAAGGAGUCAGCAAAGUGGCUGAGGGGUUGGGAGACACAGAAGAAAAGGGAGACACUGAAAAUACUGAAGAAGUGGAAAAUACAUGAUUGCCACGGGGGCCUUACUAGACUUAAAAGGCGAGAUCUGUUUUUGAUUGCUCCUACAGGUCACCUCCACCUGCCACUGUUUUCCUAUUAAAUAUGUACCUUUCACUUUUGCAAA
Messenger RNA from Jaculus jaculus (lesser Egyptian jerboa), 2170 nucleotides. RefSeq names its product outer dynein arm docking complex subunit 4 (gene Odad4). The coding region runs from base 100 to 2055 and encodes 651 amino acids. Gene Ontology annotation, cellular component: cytoplasm. Gene Ontology annotation, molecular function: protein binding. The record is from RefSeq and is a predicted model, not a curated record. NCBI's taxonomy places the organism in Eukaryota, Metazoa, Chordata, Mammalia, Rodentia, Dipodidae. The transcript has 12 exons.